Closterium sp. NIES-67 is the source of this 3823-nucleotide messenger RNA. The record is from the annotation of a GenBank genome assembly. Lineage: Eukaryota; Viridiplantae; Streptophyta; Zygnematophyceae; Desmidiales; Closteriaceae.
AGUUUGUUUCGGCACCGGCGACCCCACCCUCUCUCCCUCUCCCAAGAGGCUCCCCUUCCGCGGUGAUGUCGAGCGGCCGGCCCUCAGUCACCUUUUCCCCCGGCCGGGGGAGCGGAGUGGCUAUAAAUCACAAUACAGUACAGUAGGGGGCCGCCGGGCGGGUUGGUUGGUUGGCGUUCAAAUUCGAAGCAAACCUCACUACGAGUCACGCGUGCCGUCGUCUAUCCCGUCUCUGUACAUUACCUCAGUCCGGUCCCACUGUACCGCGAGAAGUAUCGCCGUGUGCGGUACAGUACCCGAUAACACGCGUUACGACGCGUUGAAAACGCGUAAAAACGCGCUGAACGCAAGCAUCAUGCAUCCGCGCAACGUGACGUCCGCCAGUAGGCGCACCCGCCGCGGGUACAGUAGCCACCGCUGGUCAGUACAGUGCCCGCUGUUGUCUGGCGCAGCGACCACUGAUUCCGCGCACCCGCGCGGUCCGUAGAGGGGGUGGAUGAUGUUGUGUUGUUCUACUGCAGCUGUCCUUCCUUUCAUGCCACCUGGCUGUGUCCCUUCCUUCGCUGGGAUGCUCCCAAUCCCCCCGCGGAGGACUCCUGAGUUGACUCAGAAGCCACCUCGACUCGAAGCUCAUGACCAAAGACAGCUACUAGCUGGUAGUACCACUACUAGUGGCCCACUCUGUGCUGCUACACGUCCGUCACAGUAGCUACCGUAGCAGAUGCGACCCCUUCCUGUCUGACCAGGCUUUCCGACCGACGACUGCGGCGUUUUUUGCAAGGCAUCGCCUACUAUAGUCGUCGCUCCACCCUAUCAUUCCACCCUUCCCUUGGAUUAAUUAGGUUCGGUUCCAUCUGAGUUUCGCCUACUACUAUUAGUACUACACGUUACGGCGUCCCGGCUUAGUUCGGGCCGCUCAAUUCCGGAGUAACUCGGCUGGGUGCCGCCGCCGCACCGCUCCCGCCGCGCCGCGCGACUUAUCCUUGAUGGGGGGCCACCUAGCUGAGCCGCCGCCGCCAUGGCUAGUAGCACUCCCGCCAACGCCGAGUCAGCUGCUGCGGGAAAUAGAACUCGUCAUUGAAGGAGAAGCGUCGCCGUCGCAGCAGAAGCACCACCUCGGCACUGCCGCCUCUGCUUCCGCCAGUGGCUCUGGCCUUGGCUCUGACCCUGGCAGUGGCAGGCGCGCGACUCCGAGUCGCGAUGCGGCGGGGGGGCGGACGCCGCCGCAGCCUCACCGUGACGGUGACGGUUCGGACCACCGCUUCGGUGGCAGCGGCGGCAGCGGCGGCAGCGGCGGCAGCGGUGGAAGCGGCAGCUGCGGAAGCGGCAGCGGCAGCGGCAGCAGAUCAGAGUCCGACUCUGAGUUAACUGGCUCGGCGACCGCGGCGACCACUGCGGCCACGGCGGCCGCGACUACUACUACUACUGCCACUACUUCUGGUGGUCGGAAGGAGCAUUUCCGCGGCGCGAUGGAGGAGAUGGCUCGCGCCGUGCACGGCACGGACGGGCAUUGCUGGCUCAAGUACGGGCAGAAGCAGCUCGCGCGAUGCCGCAGCACCGUCAGGUGCUACUACCGGUGCGCGUCGUUCCGCAGCGCCACGUGCCCGAUGAAGAAGACCGUUGACAUGGACAUGCGCCGCCCGCUCUCCCCCUCUACUGUCACCGUCACGUACAGCGGCGGCUCACACAACCACCCGCAGCCGCCCCAUCUGCAGCCGCCCGAUCUGUUGCCGCCGGCGACGCCUCUGCAGGAAGGCGCAAGCAAGUGGAUAGUGAACGAGAGGAACGCGAGCGACGGUGCGGCUACAGCUGGAGCUAGUAGUCAGUGCACUAGCAGGAGCACCAGCGGGGGCGAGGCAGCAGACGGUGGUGGCUCUGGCGCUGGCGCUGGAUCUGGCUCUGGCUCUGGCUCUGGCUCUGGCUCUGGCUCUGGCUCUGGCUCUGGCUCUGGCUCUGGCUCUGGCUCUGGCUCUGGCUCUGGCUCUGGCUCUGGCUCUGGCUCCGGCUCUGGCUCUGGCUCUGGCUUUGGCAGUGCGUGCGAGCCACCUCUUGAAGCUGAGUUGCUCGUGCCCGAGCUAGCAAGCCUUCUGACGGACCUGAUGGAGCCUGCUGCCCAUGAGCCAAGCAGUCUACGGAGUCAGCCGAGUGAAAUGCGUCACGAGUCGGACCUGAUGGAGCCUGCUGUCACGCUGCGACCGCCGGCGCCGGCGGCGACGACUACUGCAUCCUUGGGGGUAGAGCCGCCUCUCCUACACCACGGUGGCUCUCACCCAGCGUUGACGAGCUUUCCGCCGCUGCCGUCUGCCAAUUUUCCGGCCAGUGGGCCCACCAGCUGUGGCCUCCAUCGGGAGCCACGGGAGACAUGGGGGACACGGGAGUCACGGGGGCUACAGGAGCCACGGGAGGCACGAGAGGCAUGGGAGGCACGGGAGCCCUUGGUGGCUGCAGAGCCGUUGGAGCCUGCAUUGGCUGUUGCUCGCAGUCACCCUGCCUUCGCCCAGCCGCACGCUGCAGUGGCAUUUCAGCCGGGCCCCGCAUUGUCGCAGGGGAGCGCGGUCGUGGAGUGGUCGUCUGACCAAGUGCAGCACCUGCUGGCGCUGCUGGCAGGCGCGGAGGCAGGUGGUACAGCGGCAGGGGGGAUCAGCUCAGAGGCAGGGGCGAUGAAGGCGAUGUUGGCGUUUCAGGGGGUGCAGGCGGUGCAGGGGGUGCCAAAGAGUAGGCAGGAGCAGACGCGUGUGGCCUGGCAGGUGCCCGACACUGAGCUGACGUCGUCAGUACCUUCUGAAACCCCUCAAACGCCAUCACUGCCUCCCGCUGCUGCUCGUGCUCCUGCCAUUGCUGCUGCUGCUGCUGCUCCUCCUGCUCCUGCUGCUGCUGUGUCCUUGAUACAGCAGGAACGGUGUGGGCGCAGGCCUGUCUUCUUGGAAGAGGAGCCCUUGCCAUGUGUACCUGGACUCGAUCUCCUCCCAUCAGACAUCUUCUGGACAACACCCACCUGGGACCCGGACACCCUCCUGCCUUCCGCCACCCCUCUCAAUACCGGCACCAGCACCACCAGCAGUGGUGCUCAGACGGACCCCGAGCCUCAGCCCGAGGCUCUGCCGGGCCUGGACAGGCAUGGUGGUGAGGCUCUUGCUGGGACUGGGCAGAACCGCUUGUCAUGCGCAUGGGAAGGGGAGGAGGAGCAGUCUGAAAGGGCCCACUGGAGCAGGAUGACGCUGGCUCCCACAACGACGCUGGCCCAAGAAGACACCUGGAUGCCAGAGGCUGCAGGGCUGAGGGGGGACUCUGUUUGGGAAAAGGGAGAAGUUGCACGCAAAAGAAAAGAGGUGUGGCAAGAGAACGACAAUGAGGGGAAAAGGAGGAAGUUUCUGGGCCAGCAGCAACGGGGAGGGCUUGUUGACUGUUGGAGUCCUGUGUCUCUUGGGGGCCAUGACUCAUCUUGUCGAGGGCUGGAAAUUCCGCCCUUCUGGACUCCUGCCAGCUUUUCAGGUCCGUGUGAAGCAACAAGCUGGUAUCAAGUGGCUGGGGAUGACAUUGAAUCCGCAAUAUCACAACUGUCUGGAUUCCUCAGUGAAGGGGACCUAGGGAGUCCUUUUGACCAUGUCGAGGGGUUUUAUCAUGGUUGUUCCUUGCCUUGUCGCCAGAUGGAAUCAGCUUAGGUUUUUGCGAUGUGGGCGCAUUGUCAGGUGGCCGUUAAUUGGCGGCAGCAUGCAUUCCGCAACACAUUGUUGGAGCGCUGAAAUUUUCUCCAAUUUUCUCAUUUUUGUCGUGGCACUGGGAUAGCCUUGUCGAACCUCUUCUCUCUCCAGGGAGCGUGUCA